Molecule: messenger RNA, 1227 nt
Organism: Tripterygium wilfordii
Lineage: Eukaryota; Viridiplantae; Streptophyta; Magnoliopsida; Celastrales; Celastraceae
Exons: 8
Coding region: 92-1102 (336 amino acids)
Source: RefSeq, a predicted model, not a curated record
ACGUCGAAAGAAUUCGCGGGAAUGUAGAAACAAUUUCCGGGCGAAAAAACCCAACUCAUAGUUCCACUCUGAAAAUCUGAAGGUGAUAAUUAUGGCAACUCAACUCAAAUCGUUUCCCUUCACCCCUUUCAAAAUCAGACCUUCCUUAUCUCCGUUCAGGUUUUUUUCAUCCGCCCCUUUUGUCUCUACGCAUAGUCCAAUCCGCAUCUCCUCCAACACCCUUAAGCUAUCCACCUCCAGAUUGGAUAGGGUUGUUUCCGCUGUCGUUUCUGAGGAAAACACUGUUGGGUCGAGUUCUUCUGCCACUGAUGUGUUCAAGCUGAGUUACCUAGAGGGGAAUAGUUGGCUGUGGGAUGUGGGUGGUGUCAAAAUAUUGGUCGACCCAAUCUUGGUAGGGAACUUGGAUUUUGGAAUUCCUUGGCUUUAUGAUGCUGCCAAGAAGUUCUUGAAAAAUUUCCAGCUCAGUGAUCUUCCUGAACUGGAUUGCUUGCUGAUUACACAAAGCCUUGAUGACCACUGCCAUUUAAAGACCUUAAAGCCACUUUCUGAGAUGAGAUCAGAUCUUAGAGUCAUUGCAACCCCCAAUGCUAAGCCCUUGCUGGAUCCCCUUUUCAAUAAUGUUAUAUACCUAGAACCGGGUCAGAGCUCUGAUAUUGAAGCUAGAAAUGGUGCUAAAAUCAGAGUUCAGGCUACAGCAGGGCCAGUUCUGGGCCCUCCCUGGCAGCGCCCUGAGAAUGGAUACCUUGUUAGUUCUCCAGAAGAUCGACUGACUCUUUACUAUGAACCCCACUGUGUUUACAACAAGGGUAGUCUGGAGAAGCGGCGGGCUGACAUAGUUAUCACACCAGUCAUAAAGCAGCUUCUUCCUAAAUUUACUUUGGUUUCAGGACAAGAAGAUGCUGUUCAACUUGCAAAGUUGCUGCAUGCCAAAUACAUCGUUCCUAUGAGAAAUGGAGACCUGGAUAGUAAAGGUAUUCUUGCCAGCAUACUUCAAACAGAGGGGACAAUAGAAUCAUUCAAGGAGCUUUUGGCGAAAGAACUACCGGAUGCUCAGGUAUUGGAGCCUACCGCUGGUGCACCACUAGAAAUCUCAAGGCCUUAAAUUUGCUGUACUGGACCCUUGUCCAUAUGUUGUUUAAACUUUUAACUCCAUAAAUAUACAUACACUUGAAUUAGUUUAUCCAUUGGAGAAGACUUAUAAUGGAAGAAACAGAAAAGUUUGGCAAA